GAUAUCCACGUCAUAACACAUCCCACUCUUUCUUCUUCGUAAUAAUCCGUCUCUCAUGCUCACUCAUUGAUGCAAUAUUCAUUCAUUCCAUGUCUCUCUAAUGGCUGAAUAACAGUUUCUUCUUCACUCAAAUCCCUCUCUCUUCACUUCAAGCUCAAAUAUAUUCACACCCCAUUUCUCUUAACCCAUUACCCCCACCUCGAAAAAGAAAAUGCUUCUUCUUUUCCUCUCCUUUCUCCUCUUCACUUCCUUUCCGCUUUCCCUUUCCCUCAACCAAGAAGGUCUCUACCUUCUGCAACUCAAAUCCUCCUUUUCCGAUUCCGACUCCGCCCUCUCCUCAUGGAACUCACGUGAUCCCACCCCAUGUAACUGGCACGGCGUUUCAUGCGACGGCGCCUCUGGUUCAGUCACCUCCCUCGACCUCUCCAACGCCAACCUGGCCGGCCCUUUCCCUUCCGUCCUUUGUCGCCUCCACAACCUUUCUUACAUUAGCUUCUACUACAACAACAUCAAUUCCACCAUACCCGACAUCUCCACGUGCCGAAACCUCGUUCACCUUGAUCUCUCUCAGAAUCUCCUCACUGGUGAUCUGCCCCACACUUUGGCUGACCUCCCUAAUUUGAAAUACCUCGAUUUAACCGGCAAUAAUAUCUCCGGUGACUUUCCGGCGUCGUUUGGACGGUUCCAGAAGCUCGAGGUUUUGUCUCUCGUGUACAAUCUCUUAGACGGGACAAUCCCUGCUUUUUUGGGUAACAUUAGUACUCUCAGAAUGCUGAAUUUGUCGUACAACCCGUUUAGUCCGGGUCGGAUUCCGCCGGAGCUUGGGAACUUGACGCACUUGGAGAUUUUGUGGCUUACUGAGUGUAAUUUAGUCGGGGAGAUUCCUGACUCGCUAGGGCGACUCAAGAGACUCAAUGAUUUGGACCUGGCGAUUAACCAUUUGGUGGGGAGUAUACCGAGUUCGCUCGCGGAGUUGGUUAGUGUGGUUCAGAUUGAGCUGUACAACAACUCGUUGACCGGCGAGUUGCCUCGCGGAUUCUCGAAUUUGACAAAUCUUAGACUUCUCGACGCGUCGAUGAAUCGGUUAACUGGAAAGAUCCCGGACGAGUUGACUCGGCUGUCACUUGAAAGUCUCAACCUCUACUCCAACAAAUUCGAAGGAACAUUACCGCCAAGUAUUGCUGACUCGCCAGCUCUGUACGAGCUCAGAAUCUUUCAGAACCGACUCACCGGUGAGUUACCACAGAAUCUCGGCAAGAUCUCACCGCUCCGAUGGUUCGACGUCUCCAGCAACCAAUUCACCGGUCCCAUCCCACCCAGUUUAUGCGAGAAAGGGAGACUACAAGAGAUGCUAAUGAUAUACAACUCGUUUUCUGGUCAAAUACCGUCGAGUUUAGAGCAAUGUCGAAGCCUGAACCGCAUCCGACUCGGCCACAACAAGUUAUCUGGCGAAAUACCCACCAGAUUUUGGGGCCUCCCCCAUGUUUAUUUACUUGAGCUUGUUAAUAAUUCGUUCUCUGGGCACAUUGGCAAAUCAAUUGCAAAUGCUAAGAAUUUGUCCCUUUUGAUUAUAUCCAGGAACCAGUUUAAUGGAUCAUUGCCUGAAGAAAUCGGUUUAGUUGGUAAAUUAGCUAAAUUUUCUGCAAGUAACAACAAGUUCAAUGGGGUGUUGCCUAAAAGCAUAGUGAAGCUUGAUGGACUAGGGAUUCUUGAUCUUCAAGGGAAUGAACUCGAAGGUGGGCUGCCGAGUGGGAUCGAUUCGUUGAAGAAGCUAAACGAGUUGAACUUAGCCGAUAAUAAGUUUUCCGGGGAAAUUCCUGAUGAAAUAGGGAGUUUAUCAGUGUUGAAUUAUCUCGAUUUGUCCGAUAAUCAGUUAACCGGACGAAUUCCGUUGGGUCUGCAGAAUUUGAAGCUUAAUCAGCUUAACCUCUCGGAUAACUUGUUAUCUGGUGAGUUACCGCCUUUGUUCGAUAAAGAGGCGUACAAGAACAGCUUCCUGGGGAACCCUGAUUUGUGUGGGAAUUUUAGUGUUUCAUGUGAUAAGAGGGAUGAAGAUAAACAUAAAGGCUAUGUAUGGUUGCUUAGAUCCAUUUUUGUUCUAGCUGCAUUGGUUUUUAUUGUUGGUGUGGUUUGGUUCUACUUGAAGUACAGGAACUACAAGAAAGCUAAGGCCAUCGAUAAAUCAAAGUGGACUCUGAUGUCGUUCCAUAAACUGGGUUUUAGUGAAUAUGAGAUAUUGGAUUGUCUUGAUGAGGAUAAUGUGAUCGGCAAAGGCGCUUCAGGGAAAGUUUACAAGGUCGUGCUUAGUAACGGCGAGGCCGUUGCUGUUAAGAAGCUUUGGGGAGGUGUGCAAAAGGGUUGUGACAAUGUCGAUAUAGAGAAGGGUAUGGCUCAGGCUGAGUCUCCUGUUCGGGAUGAUGGGUUCCAAGCGGAGGUUGAGACAUUGGGGAAGAUUAGGCACAAGAAUAUCGUUAAGUUGUGGUGUUCUUGCACCACUCGGGAUUGCAAGCUUUUGGUGUAUGAGUACAUGCCGAAUGGUAGCUUGGGUGAUUUGUUGCAUAGCUGCAAAAGUGGUUUGCUCGAUUGGCCGACGAGAUACAAGAUCAUUUUGGAUGCAGCCGAGGGGCUUUCGUAUUUGCAUCACGAUUGUGUGCCCCCGAUUGUGCAUAGAGAUGUCAAGUCCAAUAACAUCCUGUUGGAUGGGGAUUUUGGCGCUAGAGUGGCCGAUUUUGGAGUUGCUAAGGUGGUCGAUGCAGCUGGAAAGGUUGCCAAGUCUAUGUCUUUCAUUGCUGGAUCUUGUGGUUACAUUGCUCCAGAGUAUGCAUAUACUCUUCGAGUGAACGAGAAGAGUGAUAUAUACAGUUUCGGAGUAGUGAUACUCGAGUUGGUCACAGGCAGACUCCCGAUCGACCCAGGGUUCGGCGAGAAGGACAUUGUAAAGUGGGUCUGCACCACUCUAGAUCAGAAAGGAGCAGACUAUGUUGUCGAUUCCAAACUCGAUCCUUGCUUCAAAGAAGAAAUAUACAAGGUCCUCAACAUCGGCCUCGUCUGUACGAGUCCGCUCCCGAUCAACCGCCCAUCGAUGAGAAGGGUAGUCAAGAUGCUGCAAGAAGCCGGUGCCGAGAACCAACUAAAGGGUACUAAAAAGGAUGGGAAAUUGACUCCGUAUUACUACGAAGACGGCUUGGAUCAAGGAAGUGUAGCUUGAGAAAAGAUCUCCCCAUAGCUUGUUGCAAGAACAAGGCCACAAAGUGAUACACACGCCCAAUAGUUUUUCCUUGCUUUUCCAAUCAUUGUCCACUUCAAUGUUUGCUUUACAGGUUUGUUUUAGUGGGAAAGAAAAGAGAGUAGGGGAUGAAAUGUUCACAGUGAAAGAGAAAAUGGAGCCAGAUGCACACCAAAAAAUCUCGAGUUCGAGUCUCAUUAACGGAGAAAAGAAUAUCAGGGGAGUUCGUAUCUGUUUAAAGUUCCGACUAGACUCGAUUCCGAACUUAAUCGGGAUUCAAUGCGAGUAGUUGCUACUAGUUUACUGCGAUUAAAGUUGAACAUGAAACAGGUGUAUUGAGAUGAACCAAGAAGUCCCAACACAAUGGGCCACAAUAUAUAAUACACUAAUAGUAUAUACUCAGGUCUCUUGUUUGUUUCAAAGUUAGGCCAAGUUUUGCUGUCAAACAUAAUUUAGAAAGCUCUGCAUGUUCACUUGUCUACCAA
Hibiscus syriacus is the source of this 3711-nucleotide messenger RNA. Its product is annotated as receptor-like protein kinase HSL1. Bases 212 to 3208 code for a protein of 998 amino acids. The record is from RefSeq and is a predicted model, not a curated record. The transcript has 2 exons. Gene Ontology annotation, biological process: protein phosphorylation. Lineage: Eukaryota; Viridiplantae; Streptophyta; Magnoliopsida; Malvales; Malvaceae. Gene Ontology annotation, molecular function: protein kinase activity; ATP binding; receptor serine/threonine kinase binding.